AUGGCUCGUAGCUGCCAAAGAUUCACCGUCUCCCCUCAGAGAGCUCUCUCUCGAGACGUGUUACGACCUUCGGUCGAAUUACCGUCUGACUAUGUGAAUUGGAGCACGGAUGUCAAUCCAGACGACCUUGUCAAUCUUGCAGACAACCCACCCGGAGGUGAUGAAGAGACGCGCAGAGAAGCCCUCAUGAAAGGUGCAAGUGCGAGGAUCGCGCAAGCCAGCAAAGACAUUUACACGGAGACACGUUUUCCGGAUUUUGUUGUCCUUUUCGUCAAAGGCAGGUCAGCGUCCUCUAUCCUGCUGAUUGUCGAGGUUAAAGCUCUUAACGUUGCCGAAGAGGACAGCGAGUUGGAAUACGAAGCCGCGUACGAAGAAGUCUGGUCUGCUUACAAUCAAGUUAUCACUCAAGCGAAGUUCGCCUUUGAUCUUCAUAAGGAACAAGACCGUAUGUUUGUGAUUCGCGCUCCAGGGGACUACUGGCACCUGAUGGAACUUCGGCGAGAGGACCUGAUGCCGCUCCCAGUACAUCCCUGCGGAAUAAAGAUUUGA
This is a messenger RNA of Sparassis crispa, 549 nucleotides long. RefSeq lists its product as hypothetical. The transcript has 2 exons. The record is from RefSeq and is a predicted model, not a curated record. The coding region runs from base 1 to 549 and encodes 182 amino acids. NCBI's taxonomy places the organism in Eukaryota, Fungi, Basidiomycota, Agaricomycetes, Polyporales, Sparassidaceae.